Molecule: messenger RNA, 2289 nt
Organism: Penicillium brevicompactum
Lineage: Eukaryota; Fungi; Ascomycota; Eurotiomycetes; Eurotiales; Aspergillaceae
Exons: 5
Coding region: 1-2289 (762 amino acids)
Source: RefSeq, a predicted model, not a curated record
AUGGGUGUUUCAACAGACAAGUCAGAUCCUUCUCAAACGCACCGUGCCAAAGACAGCCAGUCGUCGAUUGAGCGACCACCUUCUUAUUCCGCCGACCAGGUCGAGCAGCCGCCGUUGGAGCUCAAAUUGAAUCUCACCUCUCCCCCGCCCUCCAAGGCAACCGUCACCCGCGACCAGUGUGUGGCUCAUCUCAAAUUUCUAGCUGUACUCGCAGACUUGCGAGAUAGUAUCGCGAGUGAUGAUGGUCUUUUCGGAAUCUUUGAUUCGGAAGCGGACAGGUUCCCCGAGUCGCUGAACGAAGCCCGGGCUCGUAUUCGUGAGAAGCGCUGGGCUGUGUACGUGGCACGCGCUGUUCAUCGGUACACCACCUGGUGGACUAUUGGUCUCCCGCGAUCACGACAGAUGGCCACGAUUACGGACGUGGAAUCUGCGAAAUAUGAAGACAUCGUUAAAUGUGAUACUUUGGUCGCAUGGAGCCCAGAGAAUCUUCCGCCACUAGAUAUUCUUAUGGUUUGGCAUUCCCACUUUUUGAACCCUCGGAACUUCCUUGAAGAUUGUAUCCGGUAUGGCAAAAUGAGCACCUGGAAAACUGGGUUCCCAUGGGAAGCCAUCGAUCGGUGCAUCAACAAUCAGACAAUGGAGUACAUGGUCUCCGAAGAGGCACAGCAACUCUUUGAAACGAAAUUAAAGUUCAAGUGGAACAACCUUGACGACAAGCCGUCCAAAGAGGUCGAGUGUUCAUACUGCAAAAGGGUGAAUGCUGUGCCAUGGACAGAAGCUCAUUUCGGUGAUUCAGUCGAAAACGCCUUUAGAUUCGGAAAUGGCUAUGCCGACAACUCCUUCGAGGUGAAAUGCACCCGCUGUGAGCACAUCAUUGAUCAUGGUCGACUCAAGGUGGCCAAAUUCCGAAAAGACCUCCAAGCAACUUUGGAUCAGAGGUUGCCAAUGCCAGGGUCAUUCACCAAUCUCUCUGGAGUGCCUGAGGGUCCAUGCAAUAGAGCCGCUGAGCUGAGGUCCAGAUUCUUGCUAUUUCCCACUCGCUUCGUUGAGGCAUCUGGAACCGAUUUGAAGAGUUAUACUGAUGGACGCGUGGAAUGGUGUCAGAAUGUCAAUCAACUCCGGGAGAGAAUCGAGAUCAAAAUUCGUGACCGAGCAGUCCUUAUGCGCUCCAUUGGUGGAAGUGCCAAGACGCUUAAGCCAGCAGAGAAGACUCACAUCAGACGAAUGAUGUCGCGAUACUGGGACAACCUGGAUCCAUUCGCUCUAGAUCUUGUGGGUGCAGUGAUCAGACAAGGAACUUUCGUGGAAAAGAUGGAUCAAAUCGACUGGCUGCAUUCACCUGCAGUCUUCGACACCAUGGACCGACUCAUCAAGAAGUACGAAGUUUUCUUCCAGAUCAUGGUCAGCAAUCCGAAAAACAUGGCCGUGCCUACUCUGGACGUUGACCUAGCCUGGCACACCCACCAACUCAGUCCGUCCAGAUACUACAACCAUAGCACCUCCAUGCUCGGACCAAACAGUGUUAGAGUCUUCAUCGACCACGACGACAAAGUCGACGAAGACAAACUCUCCGAAGGCUUCGCCUGGACAAGCAAGAUGUACCGCCGAGCCACCGACGGCGGCGUUUACAGCGAAUGCACCUGCUGGUACUGCGAAGCAACCCGCACACCAGACCUCUACGAUCGCCUGAUCACCGUCGGCUCAGCCUCUCGAGCCCGCGACGCUGCAGACCAGUUACACGACCGACCAGAUAUCUCCUCCGACCCAAACAAAAACCCUCACAUCUCCGCACACAACGCCGUCCGGCCUACGAACCUGUACGCCCCGACGACGCGCGCCAGCACAGUCAAUUUCCUGCGCUUGAAGAGCAACCAUCAAAAGGCUGCCCGGCGUGCUGAGAAGCGUCGUGCUCGCUCGGGCUCAAAGUCCAGCGAUCGAGCCCCUGCUACUGAUCCUUACUAUAUGCCAUAUGCUUAUGGAUACCCGAUUAUGGUCCCGUACUAUGCUCCAUAUAUGGCGGACCCUUGCAUUAACUCCGAUGUGUACGCGUGUAACCCUGGCUGCAUGAAUGUUACCGCGGGUGCCGCUGGAAACUGCUGUGCGGGAACAUGUGGUGGUGGCGUGGCCGCGGGUAGCUGUGGAGGAGGUGGAUGUGGCGGAUCAGGUGGUUGCGGUGGAAGUGGUGGCUGUGGUGGAGGUGGAGGUGGUGGAGGAUGUGGCGGCGGCGGCGGCGGUUGUGGAGGAGGUGGAGGAGGCUGCGGCGGAGGCGGCGGAGGCGGCGGAUCUUAA